Oncorhynchus keta (chum salmon) is the source of this 4844-nucleotide messenger RNA. Its product is annotated as amphoterin-induced protein 1-like. The coding region runs from base 663 to 2234 and encodes 523 amino acids. Gene Ontology annotation, molecular function: protein binding. The transcript has 2 exons. The record is from RefSeq and is a predicted model, not a curated record. Gene Ontology annotation, biological process: brain development. NCBI's taxonomy places the organism in Eukaryota, Metazoa, Chordata, Actinopteri, Salmoniformes, Salmonidae.
CGGUAUAGAAGGCUUGACAUCAUAGGCUGUGGUCUACUCCGCUCUUAAGGAAUCACUUCGAAUUGCAUUUUCUUAUUAUAUGAAGUAUAGCCAAUUGGUAGGAUACUAUUUUCCAUCGAGGUCCUGGGUCCACUUGCUGUACAAACCUGCGACAUUUCUUAAUAUCGCCUUUGAUUUUCUUCAGUUUACGCCUUGAGAGGGAGCGGAAGGUAAAAUAAUGCUAGUGGAUCAUUUAUUUUAGGCAGAGGUCACCUGGAUGUUGAACGUUUCUAUAGGUUUUGAAAACAAAACUAUGUUGCAUGGCAUCAGCUAAUAGAAAAGUAUUUAAAUUGUUUUGGCUUUAUUAAUAAUAGAUAGCCUACUCUCCUCUUUAGCAAUAGGAUAUCGGCAGUGCUUUUUGUGGCUAAUGUGGCUAGACAUGUAGGAUGUAAUGUAUGCAGUGUAUUCAAUGUCGAACAUGAGUUAGUGAAUGAAACAAGCGUAGAAAUUAGAGAUCUGUUCUGAGACGCAUGAAGUUCAACUUAUUAUGGGAACUUGUAGCGGCCUGUGGUGCAAUGCACCCCGCACAUGGCCGAUUGAGGAUGUAUGUCAUAUGAAGUCUAAAUUCUGCAUUUGUGAAGACUAAGAUUCCCUAUCUAAAAAUACAUUCAACAUCCUCUACCAUGCCUGCACCUGACAUGGUGGAUGGCAAACUCUCUGGUUCCCGCUGUGCCAUAGAAGGAGUGUCUAUUAAGGGGCUCUUUGCCCUUCUGGUCCUGAGUCUCCUACUGCCUUCAGGAGCAACAACCAGCUCAAAAUCUGUCACCUGCCACAAAACCUGUUUGUGCGCCAGCAACAUCGUUAGCUGCUCCAAGAUGAACCUGACCAGCAUCCCCAUGGCUUUUCCUCGCUACACUGCUGUGCUGGACCUUAGCUUCAACCAAAUCAGUAAACUGAAAGCUGAAUGGACCCCUGUCAAGCUCAGCAUGCUGCACAGCCUCCUGCUCAGCCACAACGGCCUCACCUUCCUCUCUUCCGAGGCCUUCCUAUAUGUCACACGGUUGCGCUACCUGGACCUUUCCUCAAAUGGCCUGAAAAUUCUGGAGGAGUUCAUCUUCGAGCCCCUGGAGCACCUGGAAGUGCUUCUGCUUUACAACAACUACAUCUCCCAGAUUGACCGCACUGCCUUCUCCAGCCUCAACAGCCUGCAGAAGCUCUACCUCAGUCAGAACCAGAUCCAACGCUUCCCCCUGGAGCUGGUCAAAGAGAGGAAUCGGCUGGAGAAGCUCACUCUGUUGGACGUGUCCACCAAUCGGCUCAAACUACUGCCCAUACAGGAGCUCCAGGUCCUGCCUGCCUGGAUCAAGAAUGGCCUCUACUUCCACAACAACCCGCUGCCCUGCAGCUGUGAGCUGUACAGCAUGCUGGCCCGCUGGCACCGCCAGGAGCUCAGCUCUGCCACUGAUUUCAGAGAUGACCACACCUGCCUCCUCCCAGGCACACAGAAGGAGAAGGCACUCACCCUGGAGCUGAACAAGGUCCAUCUGAAUUGCAGCGCAGUGACCAUUUUAGACGAGGAGGCCUACCUUGAGCAGUUCAUAAGACUGGGCUGUGACACUAGGCAGAGGUACAUGCUGAAGAGCUGGGUCCUUCCCGGCAAUGUGCAGUUGUCUUCUGGUAACCAAAGUUCCAGGGUCCUCAGCGACGGCAGCCUGCAGGUCGGCCCCAUCACGCUCGAGGACUCUGGGAUCUACACCUGUUACGCAGUGGGGGAAUCCUUCAACGAGACCCUGUAUGUGACUGUGUUAGUGCACAACGCCACUCAGGCUGGAGGGCAGGAGGGCAUGAAGACGGCCUACACCACAUUGGUGGGCUGUCUGGCCAGUGCGAUGAUGGUGCUCAUCUACCUCUACCUCACACCCUGCAGCUGCAUCUGCUGCCCGGGCCAGGGCCUGGACAAGAGAGCCCCGGGGGACAGCCUUCACUCCUCCAUCCUUAGCGUCUCUCCCACACAUGAGGACACAGGCCCGGAGGGGGGCGGAGGUGGAGGGGGUGCCUUUGACAAGCCUCCCUUUAACAGGCAUGUCACCUACCUGGACCCAAAGGGCCUGCUGGAGCAGAAUGGGCGACUGAGCCCAUGUGGGGAGGAGGAUGAGGAGUGGCAGGAGGAGGACAGAGGGAGGCAGGAACAGAGAAGGAAGUCAGACGCAGAGUCUCUGAGCUCUGUGUACUCGGACACCCCUAUUGUUGUGUGAGAUGGUGUUUCGCUUCAACUGGAGGAUCUUCCACAUAAAAACACUGGGGGGAGGGUGGAGGAUGGGUGACUCAGCUGCCUCAGUAGGACUGUAAUUUUGAUGUUUUAUCCAUUUUCCAUAUGUAGAAAUUCAAUAGGGUAAGUAGCUUUACGUAGUGGGAUUACACUAUCUUGUCUUUUUAUAAAACAAGAACUUUCAACCAAAUGAGGAUUAAUUCUCACUAAUUUAUUCUGUAGCAAUCUAUGUGUUCAUCAAAUGCUUCAUCCCUUUGUGUUAGAAUACCAAUAUUGUUGAUUCUUUCCAGUGACAAGGGGCACAAAUACGUUAUGAGUUGUAGCUGAAUUUAUGCAACCAACAGAAGCAGCAUUGAAGUGUAUUCACUUGAAUAGACUCAACAUUGCUCCAAUACAUCUGUGCUGCUGUGACGCCUGGAUCACCAGGCUAAUAAUAGUCUCUGUCACUUAGUCAUUAUUGGGGGGGAUGCUAAUGGGACAGUGUGGGACAGAAAGGAUAUUUGUUAGCAGCCAGGCCCAGUCCUACCAAAGGGAGUUGCUGUGAAAAUCCACUGAGUACUUCUGGGCAUGGGUUCAAGUCCCUAAGCAAACGGACAAACGCAGACUGGGCGAUUGUCUUAUAAACAUGGUAGAAAUAGCAGCCAGUAGUACAGCUAAUACGCUAGCCUACUUAGCAACCCUGCCGCAGUUGAGCUUGGGAAGGAAACACAACUCUUAGCACUGGAACAACAGAUAUUCUGCUGUCAUUCUUGUAUCGCUAAACAGAUACAACUAAGAUUAAGGAUUGAUGUAGGAGGUAUAAUAUAAACAAAUGUCAUUGAUAUUAUGCCAGCACCAUGAGCUCAGAAAAAAUGGUCAAGAAGCAGUCAGAUGCUAAUGUUACCCAGCUGAAAAUCAGGUUUGAGCUCAAUGAAGUUUGAGCUCUUGUUUUGUACCUGAACCUCUGUUUAGUCACUCAGUCCAGUUGUAUGCUAUGGGGGUUUCUUAACACACUUCAUUAGAUAUUACCUAACCUUGACUAACUGCUUUUCAACCUGAGAAUCUCUGGCCCUCUUAACUUGAAACCAGGUGCCAUCGUAAUUUCAGUACCUUGAUGGAGGAACUUACUGCGCUGCUGUUAUAGAGGGACAUCUCUGAAGACAGACUCCCACCUCUUAAGACCAAAUACUCAAACCUAUAGUAUAAGCUGAAAGGCCCAUUAUUAACUCACAGUAAAGCAGUUACUGAACACACACAACAAAACAUGUGCCGCUAACAUUUUCAGAAGCAAGACUUUCUUAAGCUAUCCAUUCAUGUCUAUAUUUCUGCCUGCUCAGGGUCAUAUAGUUUCAUAUGUAUGUGUAUAUACAUUAUCUAACUAUCUAUUAAUCAGAUGUUUAAUAGUAUGUAUCCCUACAGUAUACAUUAUUAUAUAAAGAUGUUGCAAGAUACUGUAUGUGCUUUUGCAUACUAGCAGAGGAGUUGUAAAUUAAAGACAGAUAAUGUUAUAUGAGAAUAUUAUCAUAACCUAUAAUCUUGUUAUGCUUUGAAGACCCUUACAUUUGACAAUUGACAUGGUCAUUUCUGGUAGAAGCUAUUGGACCUCUGGCUCUUCUGUAUAAAGACUUCAUUAUAAUCUCCUGAAGAAAAAUGUAUCAUCUCUGACCAAGCUAUGAUUGGUUAAAAUAUUUAAAGCGUAACCGGUGUGUAAUCUCUUAUACACUCACAAAGGGAAUCAGCUGAGUAAUUGUUAUCUGUUUAUAUACGUAUGUAAAAGUAUUAUGUGUCUUUGUGGUAGCCAUUUCUUGUGAUGUUCUGCGUUUUCCUACUGUCUGUGUUACUUACUACUUACUGCUUAUGAAUUGUUGGGUCAAGUACAAAGACAUUAAUCUGUAAUGACAGACUUUUGUCAGAAUCUCUCUGCUAUGCUCUCAAAUGCCUUCCUGUUCAUCCACUGUACCUGUCAACUGUAUUCACAACCUCAAACUUCCAAAACAUGAAGUGUGAUGAUACUGUGUUUUUCUUGGAAAGAAGCACUCAAGAGACACAUAACUAUGUAAAAAUACUUUGAAUUACUUAUUACAGUGCCUAGUGGAAGUCUACACACCCCUUGCACAGUCUUCACAUUUUUCUGCCUUAAAAUUGUAUAAGAAAAACAGAUUAAAUUAGAUUGUUUUCCUAUCGAUCUAUACAAUGUUCUCCACAUUAUAGAACAUUUAUAGAACAUUUUCCAAAUGACUAAGAAAUACAAAAUGUUGUAUUGAUUGCGUGUCCUAACACCCCAUAGGUAAUACUUGGUGGGAGCACCUAUAGCAGCCUUUACAGCUGUGAAUAAUUUGGAAUCAUAUUCUUCCAAUUUUGCACAACUCUUAGGGCAACAUGCAGCAACAUGUGAAGACUGUGCAAGGGAUGUGUAGACUUUCACUAGCGACUGUGUAAGUAGUGUUUUUGGUAAGUAGUUUAUCUGUACUUUACUAUUUACUAUUGUACUUUACUACUUUACUAUUUAUAUUUUUGAUUACUUUGACUCCACUACAUUCAUAAACAAAAUAUCUACUUUUUACUCCCAUAUAAAAAUGCUUAAUUUAUAAAUGAGUGUUGGAGUCUGCCCCUGGCA